GAAGCAAAAAAGUUUUGUGUGAAGAUUUAUUCAUGUUUUAUCCAGUUUAAUCAAUUGUGUGUCUAUUGACAGUAGAAAAACUUCGAAAAAUAAUUGUAAAAUGAUCACAAAAGUCUGUGUUUCAUGUGCAAUAUCUGAAAUGAUUUAGAUAAUUUAAGAAAAAAGCUGAAAUAUUAAAAGUCUAUCGAAAUAAAAAAAAGUGAAUCAUAAGCAAAAAAUUUUUGAAACUAAAAUUUAUUAAAUAGAUUUGAUUAUAAACAAAUUCGAAAAUGCCGCCACCUCAUCGAUAUAUGAACAAUAAUUUCACUUAUGUUAGUUCUUGCACAAAAUAUUUAAUAUUUCUUCUAAAUUUCAUGUUUUGGCUGUUUGGUGGCCUUCUCAUAGGCAUUGGUUUGUAUAGUGGAUUAGAUAAGUUUCAAGCUACUGGAUUGAUCAAGUUAGACACAUAUUACGACAUUCUUCUCAAUAUCUCAAUUGUGAUGGUUUUGUCUGGAGGAAUCGUAUUUAUUGUUUCUUUUUGUGGGUGUUUGGGUGCCCUUCGCGAGAAUACUUGUCUCCUGAAGUUUUACUCUCUUUGUCUACUCAUCUUCUUCCUAUGUGAAAUGGCCGUUGCUAUAAUUGCGUUCAUUUUCCCUCACACAAUGAACCCAGUUCUUGAAGAUUCGUUCACUGAGCGAAUCAUAACAUUAUACCGUGACGACCCUGACCUUCAAAACUUCAUUGAUUUCGUCCAACAAGAGUUCAACUGUUGUGGACUCUCAGGUGGAGGCUUCUUGGACUGGAGCAAGAACGAAUAUUUCAAUUGCUCAUCACCUUCCGUCGAACGAUGCGGUGUACCUUACAGUUGCUGCAUCAACUCAACUGAUAUCUCAUCUGGUCUCAUUAAUAUCAUGUGUGGUUAUGGAGUUCAAUCUCAAUCAGUUUCAUCAGCUUCAAAGAAAAUUUGGACCUCAGGUUGUAUAGAAGUAGUUCGCGUUUGGGCUGAACGGAAACUUUACGUAUUUGCUGGUGUAGCUUUGAGUUGUAGCUUCUUUCAACUUCUUAUCAUUUAUCUUGCCAAAACACUUGAAGGACAAAUUGAAUUGCAAAAAUCGCGUUGGAGUAGCUCUUGAGUUUAUAGGAGAUCCGGUCAUUGUCACUUCUUGUAGUCGUUUCUCUUUUUAUUUCUUUAAUUUUUCUUGGAAAAAAAGCUCAAAAUCACUGUGAACUUUCAGAAUUUGCCAUGAUAAUUAUUGCAAUUUCACUUCGACUUGAAGCUCAAAUAUUUUCAAAAAAAAAGCGAAGAAAAUAAAUAACAACGUUUGACAAGUGUGACAAAAGAUAAACAAAAUUUUAAUGUGAAAACAUUUUUCACAAUUAGAUAAUUUUGAGUAAGAUUUCCAAAACAAAAAGUCCGACUACGUUACCCCCGAAUGUUUAGAUUGGUAAAUUUUGUGUAUGUUGAAAUUCAACAUAAAAAUUAGCUAACUUGUAAGAACUUAUGAUAAAAAAAGAAGAAAAAUUAAUCAAUUAAGAUAUUUUAUACACUUUCUCUAUAAUCUAAAUGCUUUAAUAAUCUCAGUUUAUCCAUCAUUUACCAAUCUCAUAAAAAAGAGUUGUGAAAAAGAAAUUAUUUUAAAAAUGCCCAAAUUAAGUUAGCGUUACGAGAAUACUGACGAUGAGAAAUAAUCAGAAUACGCAAUAAUUUUGAUAUCUGAGAUAACUUUUACUCCACUCUAUUUCGUUGCUUUUCUUUUCAUUUCCUUCUCUCUUCAAGGUCCAAUAAAUUUUGAUUUUGAUUACAUUCAACGCAUGAAUAAAAAAGACAUUUUUGCUUUCAUUUUGCUUUUAAAUAAUCUAAACAUUUUACCGAAAUUUAGUGAUAAUGAAAUCCAAUUUGAUGUAAUUUAAUCUACAUGUAUCUAUGAUGAUUCAAAAAGAUUGAUUAGAAUUAAAUCAAUAAAGUGAAAGAUUUAAAGAAUUCAA
This is a messenger RNA of Clunio marinus, 1965 nucleotides long. The record is from the annotation of a GenBank genome assembly. Lineage: Eukaryota; Metazoa; Arthropoda; Insecta; Diptera; Chironomidae.